This is a messenger RNA of Adineta steineri, 1880 nucleotides long. Lineage: Eukaryota; Metazoa; Rotifera; Eurotatoria; Adinetida; Adinetidae. The record is from the annotation of a GenBank genome assembly.
AUGAAGUCUACAUCAUUUAUGAUCAGCAUUUUUGUUCUUUUACCAAUCUUUUCUUGGUGUGCAACAUCAACCGUAGCAAACAAUUUACAAUCAGCUAAUUUAGAUGGAUUAAAAAAUCAAUUUCAAACAGCAAUGAAGUCAUUUUCUGAUGUAGCAUCAUUACAUUAUGCUCUAGCUGGUAUUAAAGAACUUGAUGUUCAAGCACCAGAUUCAUUUUGUAAUGAUAUUAAACGAUUAGUUGAUAAAUCAAAUAUUGAAUCAAUAUAUCACGCAACAGAAGCAGCUAAAUCAUUAGCUAAUUGCAAAUUACCUGCUGAAGAUUAUCGUUCAACCAUAAGUUCAACAAUUCAAUCUGAUAAAAGUACAACAGCUAAUAUUUAUUAUGCCGUUCGUUCAAGUGUAAAUCUUGGUGUAAAUUUUGAUGAAGCAACUAUUGAAAAACGUCUUAAUUCAUUGGCUAAAACUGAUGAUAGCGUUUUAAGUCAAGGUUAUGCAUUAUUAACCGGUGCACAAUUAAAUCAUGCUAUAGCUAAAUAUUAUGCUGAUACAAUUAAUGAUCUUGUUCAACAAGCUGAUGAAGUUGAUGGACGUACAUUACAAUAUGAAGGUGGUGUUGGUGCAACAGCAUUAAUAUUUAAUGCUUUUCAUGAAGUUUCAGAAAAAGCUGAUUCACCAAUUAAAAUUGAUCCGAAACAAUUAAUGAAAUUUGCAAGUUAUUUUUCAACAAAACGACAUGUUGCAACAUUACGUAGUGCUUAUUAUUUAACAAAAGCAUUUAAAUAUUUAUCAGAUACUAAAAAUUCAAUACCCGUUGUUGUUACACGUGUUAAUCCAUCGACAAUUCAUUCACAAAAUCCAUCCGUACUUAUUUCAGUUACAAAUCUUUUUGAACAAUCUGUCGGAGAAAUGACUGUUAUGGCUGAAUCAGCUAAACGUAAAGAUGAUGGAGUUGUUGUUGUAUCAAAACAAAAACUUACUCCGAAAGCUAGCGAUUUUUCUGUUUAUGAAUUACCAUUUUAUGAUAAAAAAAUUCCUCGAGGAUUUUAUACAAUUCAUUUAACAUUAACACCACGUACCGAAGGAAAAUUUAUUGGUUUAACAGAUAUUACCAUUGAUGUAAAAGUAACAUCAGAAGGAACAUUAGAAAAUGCUGAAUUAAAUGUUGUAGAUCGUGACAAUACUGCACAAGCUAAAACAUACAAAUUAACUUAUCCAAAUAGUUUAUCGGAUAAACUUGAAAUUGAUUAUCAUCAAAAAUUAAUCAUGAAAUUUCAAAUAAAAGAUAAACAAACACAAGAAUUUAUUCGUGUUCAUCAAGCAUUCUUACGUUUUACAAAUAAAAAAUCAAAUAAAGAAGUUAUUUAUUUAGCGGAACCAACAGAUGGUGAUAAUUCUCUAUAUAAAGUUGAAGUGGAUUUAACAACAAAUGCAAAUGAUUUUCAACAUCAAUCAGGUGCUUAUGAACUUAAUUUAAUGGUUGGUGAUGCUUUAUUACAAAAUGGAUUUUCAUGGAAAAUAAAGGAUACUAUUCAAUUAUCAUUUCAUGAAGAAAGUGCUGCUGAUAAAGAUCAUAGUAGUUUUUAUUCUGCAAAACCAGAAAUUAUUCAUCAAUUUCGUGCUGAUGAAAAACGACCACCAACAAUUGUUUCACUUGUUUUCAGUGCAUUAACAUUAUUACCAUUAUUAGUUCUUUUAGUUUUAUGGGUUACACUUGGUUUCAAUCUUUCCGGUUUACCAUUAGGACUUAGUCCAUUAGGUUUUCAUAUUUCUCAUGGAGCUGUGUUUGCUUUAAUGUUUUUCUAUUGGAAAUAUUUGGAUAUGUUUCAAACAAUUCGUUAUUUAGCUUUAGUUUCAAUUCCAUUAUUUCUUUUUGGUCAUCG